AUGGAAGCGCCACUGUCUGAAAUAGAUCGGGAGGAAAAGCAAAGGGAACAGGCUGCUUGGCUUAUGAGGGAGCUGAACAAAUCCAUGAAGUGGGUAACGCUUUGGCCUUCAACUAUACCUUAUAGUUAUUUGGGACUAUUUGGUACCUUCCUUAAUUAUUUAGUGGAAAACCACCACAUAUGGGUAUGCUAUGGGUUCUGGGUAUCCUGGUUGAUUCACGUAGUAGAAGCCUUCUACAGUGUUAAGUUAUGCCAAUCUAAAGGAAUCACUGACCCGGCAGUUCAGUUUCACUGGUUCAUUCAGACACUUUUAUUUGGGUAUGCUUCCUUUGGUCUUCUGGUGUCUUACAAACCCUCAGCCAAGAAGCAGUACUAG
Messenger RNA from Merops nubicus (carmine bee-eater), 375 nucleotides. It is a transcript of the gene TMEM254, whose product is annotated as transmembrane protein 254. The record is from RefSeq and is a predicted model, not a curated record. Lineage: Eukaryota; Metazoa; Chordata; Aves; Coraciiformes; Meropidae. The transcript is spliced from 4 exons. Bases 1 to 375 code for a protein of 124 amino acids.